Zingiber officinale is the source of this 1927-nucleotide messenger RNA. RefSeq names its product probable galacturonosyltransferase-like 7. Gene Ontology annotation, molecular function: glycosyltransferase activity. Gene Ontology annotation, cellular component: Golgi apparatus. The record is from RefSeq and is a predicted model, not a curated record. The coding region runs from base 485 to 1570 and encodes 361 amino acids. Lineage: Eukaryota; Viridiplantae; Streptophyta; Magnoliopsida; Zingiberales; Zingiberaceae. The transcript has a single exon.
CGCCAUCUCAACCACAGCCCCGUUGCUGCUGCGCUGGCAGAGCAAGAAAGGGACAAGACGAUCGAGAUAGGGAGAGAGGAGCGGCCGGGGAGGAGGAUGGAGAAUGGACUCAAGGCAGAGCUUCCUUCGCUUCCUUGUCGUCGAUGAAUUCUUCCCCUUCGCUUCUAGGGUUUAGCGGGCUUUUCUCCGCUGGCGAUUGCUUCAAGACCAAGCUCGAACCCUCGUCGAUUGCGAUCGGUAGCGGAGUCGGCUCCCCUCUUGUCGAUUGCGAGCGGUAGCGGAGUCGGCUCUCCUCUGUUUCGCACUGGCGGGAAUCAAAGGCGCCGUCGCCUUCCUCCUCUUGUCGGCGCUUGCGCACCUCGUUGAUAUCUUCGAUUUCAAGACUAGGAGUCGGCGGAGGCGGAAGGGUUGGGGAGGCGGAAGCCGCCGGAGUGGAGGAAUCCUUCGGUGGGUCGUCCGCCUUUCCGGAUUGUGCUCCGCCGCCAUGGUAAUGGUGUUGUUAUCCCCCUCCUUCCAGUCCUCCCCUCCAGCCGAGGCCAUUCGAUCCUCCCAUUAUCUACGGUUUCCUGGCGGCGGGUACAAUCACCAGCUAGCCGCCGCCUCUAGCGAGACCAAAGGUUUCGCCUUCCGGCAAGCGCCCCGGUUUUACAAUGCUGCUGACUGUGAACCCCCGUCUGCUAACGGCAGCUCCGUCUGCGAUUCCUCGCUUGUCCAUGUCGCAAUCACCCUCGACGAGGAGUACCUGCGGGGCUCGAUCGCGGCGGUUCACUCUGUGCUGAUGCACGCCCAGUGCCCAGAGAGCGUCUUUUUCCAUUUCUUGGUUUCGGAGCUGGGCAUGGAGUCGGUGGUGCGCUCGGCCUUCCCAGGCCUCCGCUUCAAGGCGUAUUACUUCGAUCCAGACCGUGUCCGAUGGAUGAUUUCGACGUCGGUGCGGCAGGCCCUGGAUCAGCCACUCAACUACGCACGCAACUAUCUGGCGGAAAUUCUCGAGCUGUGCGUGAGCCGAGUGAUCUACCUAGACUCCGACCUAGUGGUGAUGGAUGACAUCGCCAAGCUGUGGCGGAAAGGGUUGGGAUCGAAGGCCGUUGGGGCGCCAGAGUACUGCCACGCCAACUUCACCAAGUACUUCACCGACCGGUUCUGGUCCAACAGGCGCCUGGCAGCCACAUUUGCGGGGCGCCGGCCUUGUUACUUCAACACUGGAGUGAUGGUGCUUGACCUUGUCCGAUGGCGGCGCGCGGGGUACACUCGACGGAUAGAACGGUGGAUGGAGGUACAGAAGAGGGGCGCAGCGCCCGGCGGAGCAGGGCGGAUCUAUGAGUUGGGGUCUCUUCCGCCCUUCCUUCUUGUAUUUGCAGGGCAAGUAGCCCCCAUCGAGCACAGGUGGAACCAGCACGGGCUCGGCGGGGACAACGUGAACGGUAGCUGUCGGGAUCUCCACCCAGGGCCGGUGAGCCUCCUUCACUGGAGCGGCAAGGGCAAGCCUUGGGUGCGGCUCGACUCAAACCAGCCCUGCCCGCUCGACCACAUCUGGGCGCCCUACGACCUCUACGGUUUUGCUGCCAAAUGACCAUUGCACAGCUUCUGCCCUGCCGCAUCUGGUACUAAGCUCUCUCCCUUGCUCGCCCCUCUAUUUUUCACCGUAAAUCCUCAUCUCAAAGCACUUCCAUUUUCAUCUUUCUCCAUUAUUUUUUUGGUUCUCUCUUAGACAUCGUCUGAUUCUUACUCUCUCUGGGUUUAGUCAUGUAUAACUUGAAGUUUUUUUUUUCCUUAUUCGUUGCUCUCCACCAUUUUGGUGCGAGGCGAUCUUUCAUUUUGACUACUGCUUUGCUGAAUAAAAUAGAGACGGAUAAUUCAUUCUGCUGCAUAUAUAUAUAUAUAUUGUAAUGUUACGCAUUUUGCCUAUUGCUUUUGUCGAUGCUUACGA